Cladocopium goreaui is the source of this 1775-nucleotide messenger RNA. The record is from the annotation of a GenBank genome assembly. Lineage: Eukaryota; Dinophyceae; Suessiales; Symbiodiniaceae.
AUGUUAUUCCAUGAGGGUGUGGUUUGUGUUGUGAAUCGGGAUCCGCUCCUGCCGUGUGCCGUUGAGGUUGGGGACAUCGAAGCAGAGCCCUUCUUUCACGGCCUUUGGGGAGGCUACCGCCAAGAUUGGGAUGGCGAGUUUGGCUUUCGAUUUCUGGCAGAUGCCACCUUCCUCAUAACAUCCCUUGACAGGUAUGUGACCUUUGAGAAUGGUUUGCAGGAAGAAACUGUCGUGACCCUUUGGGAAGCUGAUUCCCAGACGAAGCUUGCCAGCGUAGUUGUGGGUCCUGACUCUUCUCUUCUGGAUGGCUAUGCCUACACAGAGGUCUUCCCCCGAGUUGUAGCUCGACUUGGUCAGGAGUAUCGGCUCACCCAAACGUGCUACAGAGGCAUGAAAGAUCCCUGGCCCGAUGGACAUUAUGGCGCUGAGGAUCUACACUCGCAAAUGCAAGGCUUUGCGAGGUAUUUGGGAGGUGCGUACGACUGCCAUGGCGGUUUUCCUUCUUUUUGCGAUGCUGAAGUAGGGCGACGCGCUGGGAUGUUGAACUUCAAAGCUAUCCGUGGUAUUGCAACUGUGCCAAUACAUCCGCAGAUGACCAUGUACGAGCUGAAGCAGCAAUUAGAAUUGGCCACUGGUGUGCCACCCAUUCAACAAGAGUUGUCCUGCAAGCUGAAGCCCCUAUCAGACAACAGCUCCACCAUCAGCGGUGAAGGAAUAGCCAAUGGUGAACUACUGAUUCUGGCGGUGCGAGCGGGCUCCUUGGUGGCGACUGCAUCCAGGGAUGGCACUGCCAGGCUUUGGUCUGUGGAGUCGGGUGAGUGCUUGCGGAUCUUGUCGGGGCAUGCUGAUGCUGUUGUGGAUGUGGACUUUGCACCUAGCGGCAGCACAGUGCUCACAGCAUCCAAGGACAGAACGGCCCGCCUUUGGACCGUGGAGACUGGAGACUGCGCAGCGAAGUUGGAGGGACACACUGCACCAGUGGUGCGUGCUGCCUUCGCACCUUCAGGUGCUCAAGUUGUCACAGCCUCACAGGAUCACACAGCAAGGGUGUGGAUGAUUGAUGGUACUUGCACCCAAGUCUUGGACAAGCACCUGGGGGCUGUGGUGAAUGCCUGCUUUUCGCCAGAUGGUUCCAGAAUCAUCACUGCCUCAACUGAUUGCAGCACUCGGAUUUGGGACCCCACCUUUGGUGACUGCCUGCUGACACUGAAGGGCCCAGGUGGUGGCAUUGUGGUGGCCAAGAUUUCCCCAGACAGUUCACAGAUCUUGAGUGCUGCCAUCGGCACCCAGGGAGUCGUUGUUCACGAUGCAGCUACUGGGGCCGUUCUGCAGAAACUUGCGGAGGGCCAGCCGGUUCAUGAUGCUGCGUUUUCACCUGAUGGAUGUUACAUCAUGGCAGCCUGCUGCGACUGGAAAGUCCGCAUUUGGAGCACAGCAACCUUCAAGUGCUUGCAGGAGUUGCCUCAUGAGGGACAAGUCCUCUCGAGCACUUUCUCCGCCGACGGCUCUUUCGCUGUCACUGUUUGCGCAGACCUGACUGCUCUGGUUUGGCGCGUGGCGACUGGGGAGUUGGUGCACAGCUUUGUUGGGCAUUCAGGUCCUGUGACCACUGCGUCCUUCAGUCCUGACAGCACCCGUUUGGUCACAGGCUCUGAGGAUUGUUGUGGGCGAGUUUGGGACGUGGUGAGUGGAAAAUGUGCUGUCAUGCUCUUGGGCCAUGAGGCGAGGUUGGAAGCCACUUGUAUUUCACCUUGAUCAUGGAAAACAAAUAAUUG